CUGUCGGGACGCUGGCGGUGCGCUCCGGAAGGUUGCGUGUCCCGAGUGCCCCAGUCAGUGCGCUGUGCUCCGGAGAGGCUCAGUGUCUUGGCUAUCGGUCGGUUGCGGUGGCGGUACCACCACCCCCUCGACGACUCUUCGAGGAGACUGCGUGUACUGCCCUCAGCACACCGGACAGGCCGCGUGUCUUGGGAAUCUGCUUCAGUCGACUGGCCGGCCGGCCGGCUUGAAGAGCAAAACCGCCGUUCUGCUCACCGACCGACUGUCAAAAAAAAAAGAAAAAAUUCGGAGGCUACGGACCAACGGGAAUUCACGUCUACUGCCCUGACAGUUAUUGAGUGCGACCCCUGAUCGAGCGGCUGCUGUUGUUACAACCCCCCCAACCCAACUAGAGUCGAGGAGUGUGGUGUCGCGGCAAUCGAGACGCCCGUCGCCUGGGUUUGCCUCUCACGUCUGAGGAUUCCAGCUGGGAGUUGCAUACAAGGAGGAGGAGAAGCGGCAGGUGUCCAGUAGCGGCCCAUGAGUUCGGUGCGGGGCGGCGGAGGGGAGCCGCAGCUGCAGGAGCAGGAAGAGGAGGCCGAGGCCGAGCCGGGGGCAAGAGCACGCGCUGGAGGCACCGACUCCGGAGACAGCGCAAUGGUUACUUCUAAAGGGGCUGGCCUGAAUCCGAAUGCAAAAGUUUGGCAAGAAAUUCCGCAGGGUGUCAUUGAAACUGGUCCAGCAACUGCUAACGGGACAGAGAAUUCCUGGCAGGACGAAGCCCCCACAACAGUGGCGUACUCUGAGGCUUACAUGCCAAUGUCGGCCGAUGCCUGUAAGACGUAUGACGUGAUGUUUUCCAGCCCCGCGGAGUCUAGUGGCAACAGUACCUCUGCUCCUUCAGAGGAUGUUGGCGUUAAUGGCAUGGAUGCCUUGGAUAUUACCUUCCCACUAUACGAGUCUCCUGGUUUAACAGGAGAAGGUGACUCUACAGUGGAACAGCCUGUUUCCAAGGAAAACCUAAGAGAGUCAUUGAAAAAGCACUUGGAGUUUUGCUUCUCAAGAGAAAAUCUAUCCAAAGACCUUUAUCUCAUGUCCCAGAUGGAUAGUGACCAAUUUGUUCCUAUUUGGACCAUUGCCAGCAUGGAGGGAAUAAAAGUAUUGACCACAGAUAUGGAACUCAUUCUGGAUGUCCUACGUUCUUCACCUAUGGUACAGGUUGAUGAAAAAGGGGAGAAAGUGCGACCCAACCAUAAACGCUGCAUCAUUAUCUUACGUGAAGUGCCCGAGACCACCCCUGUUGAGGAAGUUGAGGCCUUGUUCAAAAAUGAAAACUGCCCCAAAGUGAUCAGUGUGGAGUUUGCUCACAACAACAACUGGUACAUAACAUUCCAGUCUGAUACGGAUGCACAGCAGGCAUACAAGUAUUUAAGAGAAGAAGUGAAAACAUUUCAGGGAAAGCCAAUCAUGGCCAGGAUAAAAGCCAUCAACACGUUCUUUGCCAAGAAUGGUUACCGUGGGCUAGACUCAAGUGUGUACCCCCAGCAAACACAAACUCAGACACAGUACACCUCACCUCUUUUCAUGCAGCCUGUUUACAGUCCCCAACACCAGUACCUGUACAGCAUGGUACCUCAGCCUUGGCCGUCAUCACCUGCUCCAUACUUUGAAACUCCACUGGCUCCUUUUCCCAAUAGCAGUUUUGUUAAUGGCUUUAGCCCUGCGGGAAGUUACAAGUCGAGCACCAGCUCACUGAGCCUUGGUCGCCCAUUUCAUAGAAGUCGGAACCACAUAAAGCCUCAUCUACGAUCAGUAGAUAUACCUCCUACAGUGGGGACUGUGCCUCUGUUGGAUGGACUGGUAGGACCCACGUCACGAAGCCCCCAGACUCCAAGGCAGGCUGGCUCCAUUUUAGGACCCCAAGAACUGGCUAGCACUUACUCUGUGAAGGACUCAUCCAGUCUGAUUUCUGAGCAGAAUGGGGAAAGUAGCGGGGCUGGAAGAGGCAGAAGAAGCACUUACAGAGGAGGCAGACGGAGAAGAGAAGAUGAACGUAGCACAAGACCUCAGCCCCUCACCGAGAGCAAAGUUCCAGCACCAAAGUUUGACCUAGCAACCUCCAACUUCCCUCCACUCCCAGGCAGUGUAAUAAGCAGGCUUGGAGAACCUGUCUUGGAGACCAGGAUGUCUGAUGUUGUCCGGGGAAUCAACAAAGAAAAGGAGACGCCUAAGGAGACCCCAGCUGUUUCUUCGACUACAGUGAGUGAGGAGGUCAUUUUUGGUGCUCCCAUGGUGUGUCCUUCCCUCAAGUCUGCCAACAUUAGCACUUCUGUACCAGACCCUCCAGAAACAAGUGCAAAUACUGCAGAGAAAAGUCCUGUAGUGGAAAUCGUCAUCCAGAAGGAAGCAGCCACCUCAGCUUCAUCUGUUGUAACAUCUGUUCCUCAUCAGCCGCCUGUGGUACCAAAACCUCCAAGACCAGCUCCCACAACCCCUUCAGCCCUAAAUCCUACACUGCCAAGCAGUAGUGUGCCGGAGCCCCGCAAGCUGAGUUACGCCGAAGUUUGUCAGAGGCCACCCAAAGACCCACCACCUGCAGCUGCUCAGCCCUUGAGGGAACUGCGUACAAACACUAACCCUGCAGGCAAGACAGAAGAUCCUGCUUCUAGUUCAGUAAGCAUUACUGGCUCUGCCAGCAUGAGUGGUGACAAACCGCUACAUGGCCAGGAGAAGCCAGCAGACAGCAAGCUGGAGGGACGUUCACGGGAAACACAAGCUGGGUAUCGGAGUAAUGGCACCUUGCGAUCUAAUGCUGCUGGGCUCAAACUGCGUGAGCAGCAGCGGCGGACACCAACUGCACGCCGAGCUUCACCUCAGGGAGCUGGACGAAGGAGUGGAAAAGAGCAAAAUGUCCCGCCCAGAUCGCCAAAGUAAAAAAAAAAAAAA
Polypterus senegalus (gray bichir) is the source of this 2925-nucleotide messenger RNA. RefSeq names its product La ribonucleoprotein 4Ab (gene larp4ab). Bases 520 to 2913 code for a protein of 797 amino acids. The record is from RefSeq and is a predicted model, not a curated record. The transcript has 16 exons. Gene Ontology annotation, biological process: positive regulation of translation. Gene Ontology annotation, cellular component: cytosol; cytoplasmic stress granule. Lineage: Eukaryota; Metazoa; Chordata; Cladistia; Polypteriformes; Polypteridae. Gene Ontology annotation, molecular function: mRNA 3'-UTR binding.